AUGGGCGAAUUUCUUUGUCCUAGAGAAGAAAUAUUUUAUCUAGGACCCCAAUACUUUAAAAAUCCCGAUGACGAGGGAGGUCACAUCAAGCAAGGAUUCGAGUCUCGGCGUCAAAAUGACCUCUACAUGCGUCUUGGUUUACUUCUGGGUGAGAGAAGGUCCAGAAAUAAAUCUCGUGAAAGCUGCACGUCUCUUGCUUCGCUGGAUGCGCAUACGCUUGCUUCACAUAAUACUAGUCCGGUGUCAACAUUAACCGGGUCAUCAGAAGUGGAUGCAACAACUCCCCUAGGCAGAGACUCGCUGGGUUCCCUGGCGUCCAUGUCACUGUCAGCUGCCAGCAACUGUUCCUCAUCAAGUCCGGGAAGCAGGCGGCAUUCUGUAACAACACUACAAAGCGGAAGAGAAGAUUUGGCCCGGAUGUCUUCAGGGUUCUUCAAGAAUAGAAAAACGGCAGCGAGACGGUCUGCAAGAGUCAGCAGCAAAGCUUCAUCUACAUCAUCAGAUCAGAAAAAAGUACACCCCUUGCCGCAAUUAACAUUACGACCGUUGUUCUUUGAAGUCCCGUCUACAGAUGGUCAAACACCGUUCACAGGUAGACAUUGGCUGAUGAGGGAUAUGGAAAAGGCACUGGAAUCGGCAGCAUCAGGCAUAGUAAUCUCUGGUAGCCCAGGCACAGGAAAGACGGCACUAAUACUACAGCUAGUUGAAUACUCAUGCUUUGGUCGCAAGAGAAACUUCGAGUAUGAAGAGUUGAGGGAACAAUCAGAUAUAAGAGAACUGUUGCCGGAAGAAAUCGCCGCUGAAAUGGUUUCGCAAUUAGCGUCACAAGUUGUGGCUUAUCAUUUCUGCCAAGCUGAUAACAACAGCACAUGCCUCGUCGGCGAAUUCGUCCACUCCUUGGCUGCUCAACUCUGCCAAGCUCCCAGACUUCAAGCCUACAGGGAAUACUUGCUAAGCGAGGCGCAUCUUCUCUCAAGUCUCUCAUUAAAAGAGUGCAUCGCAGACCCAGACCUAGCAUUUGUCAGAGGAAUUAUUGAGCCCUUAACAAUCCUCCGACGGAACGGCAGCAUAGAUUCCACGAACAGCAUCGUUCUGGUCGACGGCCUCUGCGAAGCUGAAUAUCAUCGACCGGACCACGGCUACACGAUCGCCACUUUCCUCUCGCGACAUGUCCCAGACAUGCCAUCUUGGCUAAAAAUUGUCGCCACUAUUAGGACACAGUUUUUGGAACUCACAAAACAGUUGCCAUACACGAGGCUGAGCUUGGACGAAUCGGAUAACGUGAAUAAGGAUCUCUUGGAGUACUUCAACGCCAGAGUCCAGCAGGUGCCGAUUAUAGAGACGAACAUUAAAAGCUCCACGGGAAAGACUGAAGGUGUACACAACCCGGUGUUGAAGUUCGCCCAAUACGUCCUGCAUUUGAGUCAAGGCUCCUUCUUGUUCCUGAAGUUGAUCAUGGACCUGUUAGAGCGAAGUCACAUAGUCGUCAAAUCGACCAACUACAAAGUGGUACCGAUAUCGCUGGCUCAAAUCUUUUUGCUGCAAUUCAAUCUGCGUUUCCCCACCGUGCAAUCUUUUGAAAAAGUUACGCAUAUACUGAGCGUUUGUCUAUCAGCGUUAUAUCCACUGACCUUAGUGGAGAUAUACUAUUCGGUUAACGCCUUACUGGUGGAUACGUUUUUGCCCUGGGAAGAGUUCUGUCAUCGAUUCGAAUCCCUCACAGAUUUUCUCGUCAAACGCAUCGACAAUACGUACAUGUUCUUCCAUCCGUCGUUCAGGGAAUGGCUCAUCCGACGUGAUGACAAUGAAAGUCCGAAAUUCCUCUGCGAUUUAAGAGCCGGUCACUGUGGUAUAGCUUUCAGAUUAGCGAGGGUCCAGGCCCCCCCUGGAUCCAGAGAAAUCAAUGGAGUUAGGGCAUCAUAUUUUGAAGGCGCAUAUGUACAGAAAUCUCGGACCAGCACAAUUAGGUCUCUGUCCGAGAGAUUUGCAGGCGACUUUGGUUGCAUCAAGUUCGGCGAAUGUUGGUGA
This is a messenger RNA of Pieris macdunnoughi, 2028 nucleotides long. The record is from the annotation of a GenBank genome assembly. NCBI's taxonomy places the organism in Eukaryota, Metazoa, Arthropoda, Insecta, Lepidoptera, Pieridae.